Molecule: messenger RNA, 3912 nt
Organism: Fopius arisanus
Lineage: Eukaryota; Metazoa; Arthropoda; Insecta; Hymenoptera; Braconidae
Exons: 6
Coding region: 740-2185 (481 amino acids)
Cellular component (GO): membrane
Source: RefSeq, a predicted model, not a curated record
AGAUACGUAAAUGAAGUUCGCCAGAGUCGGAACUCGUAAGACUGAUUCCUUAUCGGUCAAUUCGAAUCCGAAGUCGAAACUCGAAUUCGGCGCACGGAGUGCGCAGUAAUCUCGUGCCUAAUGGAAAAGGCGUAUGGCAAUUGCCAUACACCGUGUCUCUAGACACUGCCAAUAAAAACUUCUUUUAUGACAUGAUUCAUAACAAUAUUCAUAAUUACCGUCAACUCGUCAAGCCAACAGUUUGCUCCUAUCACCGCUUAUCAGUCAAGUUCCGUUACUCUCACUGAAUCAAUCAACGACAAGUCUCUUCUAACAGCUGCAAAAACAUUGAAAUACACAAGCACUCGUCAGCUUUACCUAUUGCACGCUGGACAUUGCGUGUCUAUACAUUUACUCAUUUCCUAAAUCUUUAAAAAAAAAAACAAAAUAAAACCACCCAAAUGUGAGUGAUUGCUUCUCUUAUUACGGAAUCGAUAUAACCUUUCAACUCAUACGGCAAUUGUACACAAAAUUGAAUAAUGAAAAAACUAUACAGUAAUAAUAAUAAAAGUAAUGUGUAAGGUGUGCAUGAGGGUAUUUUACCGUAUUGAUUUACCCAUUUUGUUGAGGAGACUCCUGAACGCGCAGGUCCUCCCAAAUACCAUCCACUAUGAAUGAUACGCGUACGUAUUGGUGAUAAAACCCGUGAAUUCAACCAGCUGUAGACGCAUUUGGAUAUCUGGAAUUUGGAUUUGCGAGGAUGAAAUUCGAUCCUCCAACGUUCCGAUUUUUGGUUAUUAAUUUGUGUCUAUUGAUCAAUAUUACCACCGGUGAACUUGAAUAUUAUCAGGACGUUGAUUCAGAAUCGUCAACGACAAAUCUAAGGCUAAAGCAGAUAGAGCGUUACCUAGCCUCCCAAUCGCGCCCUCGUCUAUUCCGUCGAGACCAUGCGCCACCUUCUUAUCGUCAUAUCCAGGCUUAUGAGGAUGACAUUUACCAAGAACGCGAACGGCAAAUCUUGGAUGCCUUGGUGGAUCACCCUAGCAUUCUCAAAUUGCUGGAGAAGAGCAGAGAGGAUUACUUAAAUUCACUUUCUGACUACAACUCCAUUCCCUACUCAGCAAAAUCACCAAUUCGUCCCUACCUAAACGUCAAUUUGGAACCGCCUGAAAUUUACGAAUACCCCAAGAUCAAGAUGGCCUUUCCAGAAGGCAGAAUUAGUGAACGUGGCAAAUUGUUAUUCCAAGACUCCCCGAGCUAUCCUCUGAGGCUAAGUCUCCCUGAUCCAAAUGAUUCUGAAAAAGAGAAAAUGAAGAGCUCUCUUGAAAAAUUACAGAAUCAAUUAUUGACAUUGUACACUCAGAAAUAUUAUAUUCCUCCUAAAAAAGUAACUCCAAAUGAUGUAUUAACUGAGUUUACAUAUCAUUUUGGAGAACCCAAGACCCAAGAACUUACAAACUCAUUCGCAGCCAAGCCAAAUGAUCCUCGAUAUUGGGAAAAGGUGGAUCAUGUGACACGGAGGGAAGAGCAUCCUACAACUGUUAGCGAUGAUGAUGCAAGGAGUGAACAAUCUCCACUGAGUAACACUGAUGCAAACAUUAAAUCGCAAAUAGAAUCAAUUAUUUAUCAAUCUGGGAGGAAUUUUAAUGACGUGAAGAACGAAGAAAAAGAAAAUCGAGUCAUAGAGAUCAUACCUGAGCCUCACAGACGAUCAGGAAAAGCACCCAUUAUUACAUUCACCAGGAGCAACGUCAACAAUGACGUGUACUUCAUUGCUAUUGUCGCUGGAUGCAGUGCUGCUGCAAUGUUCGCACUCGUUCUCAUUAGUUUAACCUGGUGCAGACUGCAGCGGAAUGUUAAAGCAGCUGCAGACAUAGACUACCCCGCUUAUGGAGUGACAGGCCCCAAUAAAGAUGUGUCGCCAUCCGGUGACCAACGACUGGCCCAUUCUGCCCAGAUGUAUCAUUUUCAACACCAAAAGCAACAGAUAAUUGCCAUGGAAAAAUCAGCUGCAUCUCGUGAUCCUGGAUCAGUCUCUGAAGCUGAGAGCGAUGAAGAAAAUGAAGAAGGUGAUUAUACAGUGUACGAGUGUCCAGGUCUAGCGCCUGCAGGAGAGGUUGAGGUGAAGAACCCGAUGUUCAACGACGAUCCAACACCAGCUACACCACCCCUAAACAACACCCAAGACGAAGAAUCACGUCACUAACUCGACACGACUAUUGACACAACAGGAAAAAAUAAAACCAAUAAACUCGAGGUGGGAAAAUGAUCAGAUAUUAUUAUUAUUAUUAUUAUUAUUUUACCAUUUUCAGGUGCUUGACUAACGUUUAACCGAAAAUCAUAUCCAAUAUAUUUAUCGAUACCUAUUAUGUAAAACAAUGCAUAUAUACAGCUGUAUGAAUUUUUUAACGAACACACUUUUUGUUUUAAUAACGUGUAAUUGGCCGUAUCAUGCGAGUGAGUACGAUUCUACACUUUUCCAUGUAGCAGUUAUGUAGAAAGAUUUAUGGAAUUUAUUUAUUAUAUGGGGUUGUAUUAAUCAACGAACUCCGGUAGAAUUGUGGUGCUGUAAAAAUUUGUACUUCUCCAUUAAAUCAUCUCAUUAUACUAUUAUUUUUCACUAAUAUCUCUUUCGAGUGAACCGGAGACUAUUUGUCUCAUCCAUUGCAAUAUAGAAAAUUUUCCUAAACUUUGAAAAAAUUCUCCAAUAAAUAAAAAUCAUAUGAAAAAUUAUAGAUAAAGGGAAAGAGUGAAGAAUAUUAUUUGGCAAAUUUCAAUUGAUCGUUCAUUGCAAGAUUUAUUUUGACCAAUUAUAAUUAUAUAUACUACGACAUACGUAGUUGUCUGUCAAAUUAUAUUCUGUGCAUUAUACAAUGUACAUACACAUCAAUAAUAAAUAUAUGAUAUAUUGAAAAAUCGUCGUGUAUAAAUAAAGGUUUCAUCGUUACGUUUAGAUUUCCCUCUAUCAAUUAAAAUCAUUCAAGUAUUGAACAUCAAUUCGUGCUAUUGAUUUGUAUGAGCUUCCUUCAAGUGAAACAAAGGACACAUUAAAACUGAGUGUUCGCUGAGCAUUAUGCAACUUUAUUUUAUGUACCGAAAUAAUAACAGGAGAUUUAAAUGAAUUUCUGAUGUCGUGCUGGCCAAAGACAUACCAUAUUUUAACUCUAUUGUAAUUAGCAACUGAAAAAUCGUAAAACUACAAAAAUUGAAUGAAUUAAUGUCUAUGUAUAAGGUGAUUAGGAUACUGGCCAUUUUAGUUGUGAUUUCAAGUGCUACAAUUUCUAAAGAUAAAUCUGCAAUGGACUGGAAGAACGUAGAGAUAGAGUAUAACAUUGCUCUCGAUUACCUCCCUAUCAUCAUGAAUUAGUACAGUUAAUAAUGUGAUCAAUUAUCUUUUAAUCGUUUUAAUAGAAGACCAAACCAAUUGAUAAAUCAAUAAUUAUCACUAUUUUGUGCAAUAAUAUAAGGAUUGCAAACAAGAGACAACCUAUUUUAGCGUGAUAAGAGGUAAUAAAUUUUAUCAAUGUUGUAUUUAUUAUCUUCAAAUUAUAUUGUCGUUUUGUCAACGAGGAUUAGGAUUUUAUCUGUCUCUCAAUGUAGAUGGUGAAUAGGCCAAUGUAAAAGAGAAGAGGACAAUCUAUGUGUACAGAGAGGUAACGGAAUUAUAUCGCGACCGUCAAGUGAUAUUUUAGGAAAUGCCAGGAGAAAGAAUGAGUUUUUUGAAUGAAAAUUUUUCCAUUUUUCCUUGAUUAAUAUUCAAUUUUUCUUUUUAUUAAUUUACAUACAAAUAAAUGAGCCACUGAAAGAGAGUAAAUUUAUGUUGGAAAUCCAUAAUUUUCUGGCAAUCAAUUUUAAAGUGUAAAGGAGAAGUUGUAUUGAAUAAUAUUGUAUUAUUAUUAUUUUCGCAAAUAAAUGAUUUUUUGUAACUGAUAA